UAUUUUUGAAGAAACUCAUAAAGAAAAUACUCAAUUGCAAACUGAUCUUUCAAAUUUGCAAUUUCAAUAUUUAGAUGAAGAAAAUAAUUUAUCUUUAUUAGAUAAUUCUGAAAUUCAAGAAAUUUCAGAAAAUAAUCUUUUAGAAAAUGAAACUUUGACUGAAGAAGAAAUUUCUAAAUUUAAAAUAUUAUAUUAUAAAACAAAAGAUAUUUUAAAAGAACAAAAAGAUGAUAAUUAA
Molecule: messenger RNA, 238 nt
Organism: Cetraspora pellucida
Lineage: Eukaryota; Fungi; Glomeromycota; Glomeromycetes; Diversisporales; Gigasporaceae
Source: the annotation of a GenBank genome assembly